Messenger RNA from Erythranthe guttata (spotted monkey flower), 3217 nucleotides. The record is from RefSeq and is a predicted model, not a curated record. NCBI's taxonomy places the organism in Eukaryota, Viridiplantae, Streptophyta, Magnoliopsida, Lamiales, Phrymaceae.
AUACAAAUCCAAAAUAAACAAAGAGAGAAGGUAAAAAAAAAAAAAAAAAAAAAAAAAGUAAAGGGGAAAGUAGUUACUGUACCAUCUCACCAUUUUUUCAAUCAUUAAAUACUCAACCGCAGUACGCCAAUAGUAAAAAAUAAAAAAAUAAAAAAAAAAUAAUACCCAUGUGAAAAUGAAUAAAAUCCACGAAAGCUGAAUCCUUUUUUUGCUGCAUCUCACGCAUACAUAUAUAUAUUAUCUUAUAUAUAAAUACAGGGUCUCUGUUUCUCUCACUGCAAGCUUCUUCAUUGAGAGCAAACCAAAUCACCGACACUUUCGGAGGAAAAAAAAAUGAGCCAAUGAGCGGAGCUGAUUGCUUUCUCCGUCACAGAUCUGUAUCCGGAUUAUAAACAAAGGUGCAAUAUUGAGAAAUCUCAGGAGUGAUUGGAAAGUGUAGAAGUUAAAGAUGGCUUUAGGAAAAUACUCGAGAGUUGACGGUAGGAAAUCGUCUUCGGGCUAUUGUUCGACGGUGACGAUUGUGGUUUUCGUAGCCCUUUGUCUGGUUGGGGUAUGGAUGAUGACGUCGUCGACGGUUGUCCCGGUUCAGCCGUCCGAUGUUUCGCAGGAGAACAAGAACGAGUUGAAAACGGACGUGACCGAAACAAAUGCCGAGAAUCAAAACGAUGCUACGAACAACGAGGACAAUAGCAAUGCAAAUGAAGAUAAUGGCGAGGGGAAACAGAAGCAGUUUGAGGACAAUCCAGGUGACUUGCCCGAUGAUGCGACCAAAGGUGACAAUAACGUCGGUUCGAAUAAUCAGGCGGAGAAAAACGAAGCACCUGAAGAGACUGAUAAGAGCACUGAGCAGAAGCCUGUGGAAGAGAAAAAAGAUGAAGUGGAGGAAAAGAAGGAGGAAGAUGGAUCGAAAGACGAAUCGGAAAACGGGGAGAAAAAGAAAGAUGAAGAAAGUAAUCAAGAUUCCGAAUCUGAUGACACCAAAGAGAAUACUUCCGACGAAAGUGAGAAAAAGUCUGAAGAAAAUAAUUCUGAUGAGAAUGAGAAGAAGUCUGAUGAUAAUAACGGAGAAGGGCAGAUAGAGGAGAAGGUGGAUAACAAGAAAGACGACAAGUCGGAUGAGAACAAGGAAAAAUCGAGCGAAGUUUUCCCAUCUGGAUCUCAAUUAGAGCUUACCAAUGAAUCAACGGUCCAAAAUGGUUCGUUUUCGACACAGGCUACAGAGUCGAAAAAGGAGAAGGAAGCUCAAAAAUCAUCACAAUCGGAGAGCCAAAGUAAAUCUACUUGGAAACUUUGCAAUACCACAGCGGGGUAUGAUUACAUUCCUUGCCUUGAUAAUUUGGAGGCAAUAAAGAAACUUCAUACAACUAAGCACUACGAGCACAGAGAGAGGCACUGUCCGGAUAAUCCUCCUACUUGCCUCGUUCCUUUACCUGAAGGGUAUCAACGCUCGAUUGAGUGGCCAAGAAGUCGGGAAAAGAUUUGGUACCAUAAUGUUCCCCAUACUAAGCUUGCGGAAGUUAAAGGACACCAAAAUUGGGUUAAAGUUAGCGGCGAGUACCUAACCUUUCCCGGUGGUGGGACCCAGUUCAAGCACGGUGCUCUUCACUACAUUGACUUCAUACAACAGUCUGUGCCUGAAGUUGCAUGGGGAAAGCGUUCUCGACUUGUUCUAGAUGUUGGGUGUGGAGUUGCUAGCUUCGGUGGUUUUCUAUUUGACAAGGAUGUGUUGACUAUGUCAUUAGCCCCAAAGGAUGAACACGAAGCUCAGGUUCAAUUUGCACUCGAAAGAGGAAUCCCUGCUAUUUCUGCUGUUAUGGGUACUAAAAGGCUCCCUUAUCCCGGUAGAGUUUUCGAUGUUGUUCAUUGUGCUCGUUGUAGGGUGCCUUGGCAUAUUGAAGGCGGUAAGCUUCUGUUGGAGCUGAACCGUUUGCUACGACCUGGUGGUUUCUUUGUUUGGUCUGCGACUCCCAUUUACCAGAAACUUGAGGAAGAUGUUGAGAUUUGGGAAGACAUGAAAAAAUUGACACAAGCAAUGUGCUGGGAAGUUGUUUCGAUAACAAAGGACAGAGUAAACGGAGUUGGAAUUGCUGUAUAUCGCAAGCCUCUUACAAACGAGUGCUAUGAACAAAGGCCAAAAAGUGAUCCUCCUCUAUGCGAAGAAUCUGAUGAUCCAAAUGCUGCCUGGAAUGUGCCUUUACAAGCAUGCAUGCACAAACUGCCAGUUGCUUCGACAGAACGUGGGUCCCAAUGGCCAGAACUGUGGCCUGCCAGGGCUGCGAAGGCGCCUUAUUGGCUGUCGAGUUCCGAGGUUGGAGUUUACGGAAAGCCUGCUCCAGAAGAUUUUGCAACCGAUUAUGAACACUGGAAGCGUGUAGUAAAGAACUCUUAUCAAAGUGGUUUGGGAAUAAACUGGUCUACUGUCAGAAAUGCCAUGGAUAUGCGAGCUGUAUACGGAGGAUUGGCUGCUGCGAUGAAAGAAUUGAAUGUUUGGGUUAUGAACAUAGUCUCUAUAGAUGCACCCGACACACUGCCCAUCAUAUACGAAAGGGGUUUAUUUGGAAUUUAUCACGACUGGUGUGAAUCUUUCAGUACUUACCCGAGAUCUUACGACCUUCUCCAUGCAGACCAUCUCUUCUCCAAGAUUAAAACGAAGUGCAAUAUCAUGGCAUUGGUUGCGGAGGUUGAUCGGAUUUUGAGACCAGAGGGGAAGAUAAUUAUUAGGGAUACUGUUGAGAUUAUUAAUGAAAUGGAGAGUGUGUUCAGAUCUAUGCAUUGGGAUAUUCGAAUGACGUACUCGAAAGACAAGGAAGGAUUGUUGUGUGCACAGAAAUCUAUGUGGCGGCCUACUGAGGUGGAAACCGUGACUUACGCUAUUGGUUAAAAAAGAAUACACACACACUUCCGAUUAUUGAAGCUUCGUUUUCGUACCACGAAGGUUAGGUACUUUGCUUUUAUUUUUUUGUUAUUUGGACCUGGCUAUAUCAUCAUGUAUCACGCCUUAAGCCAAAUUUAGUGUUUUGUUUUUAGCUUUAAUUUCUUGGUUUAGAGGUUUUGUCGAAGUUUCCUUUUUCGUUGUAAUCAUGUAAAAUUAGGGGCUGUGAAGAGCAAGAAACGCAUACACUGCAGAAAAAAACAGUACUGCUAAAAUUCGUUUUUCUGAUUCAAAUGCUAUUAUUAUUCGUUGAAAUUUUGAUUAGAUAUUUCAUUUUUUUUUUUA